GUACUAGCGAGAACUUCACGCUCGAGACUCACGCUGACAUGUAGCCCAUAUCUAUGGCGAUAUCGUCGGUAGAGUACCAACGACUUGGGAGUCGUGGGAAGGUCACUCAACCGUCUCAUGAUCGUAUAUGUAGACAUGGCUCAGGCUUGGGCAGUCGCGCCUGCGAGAGUGCCGUCACCCAACGAACCCAUGUCGCCAAGCUCGAAGAAGCACCUUCCCAAAUCUGCUACGCCUCACAUAAACGCCGCGAACGCCACAAGGCCAGAUGAACGAGAGCGCACAAAAACGACAGAUCGCGACCGCCGGGACAGUUCGAGACAGAAUAAGGCGUCCGGGUCUGUGGGGUGUAACGGGCAGAGAAAUACAUCACGAGGCGACGCCAGCCACGGCACCGCCGAGGACGCGCGGAGGCGCACUACCAUGGAUGGACAUAUGCUCGUGAGCCAGGGUUCGUCUUCGCAUUAUCAAUACAUGUGGCGCAUGAGAGCGGAAUCUCGACGCGCAUGGUACAGCCUGUACAUGCUACAGCGCGUUCUGCUCUCGUUGGCAGGUGGUCGGAAAAAUCGUGUUGGGGAGCAUCGGCACCUCGCCGAUUUUCCUUCCCAGAUGAUGGCCUGCCGUGAUGAGCGCGCAGUAGAAUUAGACUAGAGCGAUCAUGACGCCUCGGAUCAAACCUCCGCGCGCGGGCCCGAAUGAGUCCAGGCUAGAG
Messenger RNA from Dissoconium aciculare CBS 342.82, 709 nucleotides. RefSeq lists its product as uncharacterized. The transcript has a single exon. The record is from RefSeq and is a predicted model, not a curated record. Bases 118 to 648 code for a protein of 176 amino acids. Lineage: Eukaryota; Fungi; Ascomycota; Dothideomycetes; Mycosphaerellales; Dissoconiaceae.